ACACUCAACAGAAACAAUUAUAAUUUCCAUAUUAUUCUCUCGAGCUUAUCGUCGUCUUCUUCAUGAGAGCUUUAGUUUCUGUUCAACAUCAAUUCUCAAAUUCUUCUAAUAUGAAAUUUAUGCGUCAAUCGAUUGGAUCCACUGCUUCAACAAUUUCAGCUCAGAAAGCUAUUCCGGUGAAGUCAAAUCCGGUGAUUCUAGCUUCGCGUAGCUCCGUUGAUGCAGAUUCUCCGGUUUCAGUCCAUACGCCUUUCUUCAAUGAAUUAGUUGUGCGAAAAUCGACUCGAUCCACCGCUUCGACAGAUUCGACUCCGAUUUCUCCUCCAGUUGUUGUCAAUCAGGCCUCUGGAGCAUCGCGAGCUGUCACAUCUGCGGGAUCUCUGGAUCUAGUCCAAUCGCGUUCGUUCAUUCAACCGGAUCGAUUCCGGAUAUCUCUCGGUUGUUCCACUGAUCGUUCUACAGCUGCUUCGAUGGUGAUUGCUCACAAGGUUGGGCGUUGCGCUGGUAAAGCAAGCUUGUAUGCUUGGAACUAUUUCAUUUCUGAAGAUUUUUCUUCGGAUCUAAUGCGAUCAACUUCUGUGAUUGUGAAUGAUCUCAUGACUGAUUUUGAGAUAGAUUUAGAUAUGUUGUUUCCUGGUUUGGUUGAGCUUAUUGCUUCAACGGGAAUGAUUCUUGUCAAUGACAAGAUAUUUGGAGACCAUUCAUGGUUAGAUUUGAAGGUAGAGCUUAUGCUGCUCUACGGAUAUCUUCCACGGCCACCUGAGAGUUAUUUCACCUUUUGUUCCUCCCACAGAUUCACUGACUUGGUCUGUAGUUGCAUUAUGCUCUUAGAAUCUCUGGCUUGUGAUGUAGAUUUCAUAAUGUUGAUGAACUUAGGAGGAUUGCAAGUGAUAGCUCCUCUUGCUAAUGGUUCAUUUAGUGACUUCUAUACCAUUGGAGAUGCUGCAUCGGUUCAGCAUUUAAACCUCUGGUUUUGUUUAAUCACUCUUGCCAAGAAACAUGCUUAUGCAACAGUUGAUUUCGGGAUGAAGUAUAGCAAGAUGAUAGCAAGUACUACAAGAAAACCUGCAAUUUGGGACUCCUUGUUGUGACUAUUUAUUUGGUCGCAAAAAAGAGCGACUAUUUUG
Messenger RNA from Arabidopsis arenosa, 1127 nucleotides. Lineage: Eukaryota; Viridiplantae; Streptophyta; Magnoliopsida; Brassicales; Brassicaceae. The record is from the annotation of a GenBank genome assembly.